Messenger RNA from Helianthus annuus (common sunflower), 1988 nucleotides. RefSeq names its product AT-rich interactive domain-containing protein 2. Lineage: Eukaryota; Viridiplantae; Streptophyta; Magnoliopsida; Asterales; Asteraceae. The record is from RefSeq and is a predicted model, not a curated record. The coding region runs from base 159 to 1772 and encodes 537 amino acids. The transcript is spliced from 4 exons.
UCUCUCUCUCACAAAUUUACAUAAAUGGAAAUAAAAGAGUGUUGGGGCAACAAAAGAUAGGGGAUUAUGAGUUGGUUUCCAAGAAUGAAUUGUGGGAGUUUGUUGCUGAGGAAUGUGGGUUAGAUACAACACACGUGGCGUCUUUGAAGCUCAUAUAUAUGAAUUAUUUGAAAGAGUUGGAUCAAUGGUUGACCCAUGGAGGAGGUUUCAAAGAUAUGAAGUUGGAUAAUCCGGAUCUUCGUGUUCUCGAGAAGUUGGAUUACGAGUUGAAAGGGUGUAAAUUUUCUUUACCACGUGACGGAUUUGAAACUGAUACGAAAGGGAAGUGUGUUGUUGCAGAGUCUAGUCAUAAUGGGGGGACUGAGGAAUUUAAGGGAACGUUGGAUCUUAAUAUCGCGAUUAAUGUAUGUGAAAAUGAUGGUUUGGAUUUUGAUUUGGUUAAAACUGAAAUGGGGGUCUCGAGAAUCAACGAUGUUGUUGAAAACGAUGAAAAAUUAGGUGGUUUGGAUGAGAAAAAAUCAGAGUUCACGAAAAUAGAUGUUUCGAUGAUCAAAGACGAUGAUAACAAAAGAGACGUGUCAUGUCGUACGAAUGUACUUAGUGUUCAAUCCAAGUUUAACGAGCACAUUGAUACAAGUGACAAUAAAAAUAACGGUGUUAUUUUUACCAAGACUAUUGACGAUAAUGUAAUUUGUUCUCAGAAGAGGAGAAAGGCGGAAUCUUUAUCGUUGAAAAAAAUGCUAGAUUGGGUAGCAAAUGCUGCAAGAAAUCCACAUGGUAUUAUGAUAGGAAGCAUACCGAGUAGUUCCAAGUGGAAGAAAUACAAGGAAAACGAAGUAUGGAAGCAGGUUUUGUCGGUCAAAGAGACACUUUUUGCAAAGCGAAAUGUUGAUUCGGGCUAUAAAGUGUAUGGAUCGCAGAAGAAAAGACACAUGAUGCAUCCUUCAAUGUAUGAAGAUGAUAAAAUUCCCAUUCACCUAUCUUCAAAAAGAAUAAGAUGCAGCCAGAGGGUCAGUUCCGUAAAAGCAUGCUCGUGUCCAGGCUGUACAUCUUGUUCAUCUUCUCGGAACAAACGGGUCAAAAAGACGCCUCAAAUCUUGGAGACUAUUCAGAUACAAGAUGACGCGUGUGAAGAUCAAGAAACAGAAAGUGUUAACGUAGGAGCAGAAGUACCUGAAUGGGCAGGUUUUGUUUCCGAGAGUGAUCCUAAGUGGCUCGGUACUCGGAUGUGGCCCCCACCAGAGGACAAAAACGGAGAACAUGAAGCAGAUCCUGGAGUUAUUGGGAAAGGAAGACAAAGUUCGUGUACGUGUAUGAAUCCUGCGUCUGCUGACUGUGUGAGGUUUCAUAUUGCAGAGAAUAGGAAGAAAGUCGAGCGCGCUCUUGGUCAACUUUUCUAUAAAUGGAAGUUUGACCAUAUGGGUGAAGAAGCUGCUCUUUCUUCAUGGAGUCUUGAAGAGGAAAGCGAAUUCAAAAGUUUGGUGAUCAAAGCAAGACAAGAACUGGCUGAUAAAAGUAAGUCAAGACACGAAAUCAUGAACAAUUUCUGGAGAAGAGCUUCUGAGUCAAUCCCUACAAAGACAAAAGGUGAUUUAGUGAGCUAUUACUUCAAUGUUUUUGUUCUUAGACGAAGAAGUUACCAAAAUCGCAUUAUGCCCGAGAAUAUAGAUAGUGAUGAUGACGAACAGGACAUGGGGCACGAAAAGAUCGAUGCUUUAUCUAUCAAGAAUACACACUGCAUGAAUCUUGAUGGGAUCGAUUCCGUGCACUAAUAAACUACAACGACGAUGAACAUGAUGUCUAGGUCGGUUGGAAACGUGUUUGGGUAUGAAAAGAUCCAUGCUUUAUCAAGGCAUUGAUCUUAGAACCUUAGAAUCUUGAAUGUGUGCAAAACCAAUGUUAACCAAUUUUGUUGUGUAGAAUCGUAAUUUUGACGAUGUUAGUAAAAGGCCGUGGUUAUGGCGUUUCUUUGCCGAAACCUAUGCUUA